CCAAUGGGCAUUUCUUUGUUUAUAAAGCCCACCGUAGAAUCCCUAGAUCAACCUCUUUCCUUUAUCAUCUCCUUUUCCCUCUAAUUUUCUUCAAAGCCUUCUUAAUUUCUCAGGUUCAUCUUUACAUAUAUAUUCUCAAAGAUCCCUCCCAGAGUCUCUUCAUUUCUCUCGUGUCAACAAGCUAGCAAAAUUAGCUUUAAUAUCCUUUUUUGAUGCUUAUUAUUAACACCUUGUUCUUGAUCUUCGAGACUCAUGUCUCCUGUAGUCAGUGAAAUCCUCCUUUCUGGUUUGAUGAUAAACUCCACUCUUAGGCGCAGGACCCAUCUUGUUCAAUCUUUUUCCGUUGUUUUCCUUUACUGGUUCUACGUGUUUUCAUGAACUAUCUCUUUCUAUAAUCCAUCCCCCAUACAUAUACAUAUUUUUAAAACCAAUUUUCAUAUAUAAUCCCGUAUUUGUUUUUUUUUUUUUUGUUAUAAUUGUUAUUGUUAUGGCUACUUCAAGAACUGGAUCAUCUUCAUCUUCAACCACGCCGAGGAGCUCAAGCUCGGUGGAGGAGUUUCAGCAGGUUUUAAAUGAAAGGAAGCGUAAAAGAAUGGCGUCCAACAGGGAAGCCGCUCGCCGGUCUCGGAUGCGUAAACAAAAGCAGUUGGAUGAUCUGAUGGGCCAAGUUUCUCAGCUCGCACAUGAAAACAACCAGAUCCUUGUCAACAUCAACAUAACCACACAAAUCUACUUGAACAUCGAGGCCGAGAACGCGGUCCUUAGAGCUCAGAUGGCUGAGCUCAGUACCAGGCUUCAAUCUCUCAAUGAAAUCAAUGAUUUCAUAAACUCAAACAAUGGGGUUUUCGGAUAUGAUCAUCCCAACAACUAUGAAGCCGCCCAUGAUCACCAUCAUCAUCAGGUCAAUGAUGAUACCCUCAUGAAUAAUCCAUGGGGUUGUUUCUACGGCAACCAGCCCCUCAAUAUUGCUUCUGCUGAUAUGAUUAUGUACUGAUUUAAUCCUUGCUUUCUGGUAGUUUACUUGCUCUUUUAA
Messenger RNA from Gossypium raimondii (Peruvian cotton), 1033 nucleotides. RefSeq names its product bZIP transcription factor 11. Gene Ontology annotation, molecular function: transcription cis-regulatory region binding; DNA-binding transcription factor activity. Bases 488 to 994 code for a protein of 168 amino acids. The transcript has a single exon. NCBI's taxonomy places the organism in Eukaryota, Viridiplantae, Streptophyta, Magnoliopsida, Malvales, Malvaceae. Gene Ontology annotation, cellular component: nucleus. Gene Ontology annotation, biological process: positive regulation of DNA-templated transcription. The record is from RefSeq and is a predicted model, not a curated record.